AUGUCCCUCUCGACCCAUUACCAAUGGCGAGCGCUGCAGCUGCAGGCCUUCGGAAUGCCUGAGAACAAUGGUGUUGCGUCGGCAAGACUGUUCGACGCCUCCUUGAACCUCCUCCUGCCAGCAGUAGUACUUCUCCACCUCUUCUGCUCUCCGUAUACCAAAGUCGAGGAAUCGUUCAAUAUCCAGGCAACUCACGACAUCCUCGAAUACGGCAUCUCGUUCAGCAACUCCACAGAACUGAUCGCCACCAAAUACGACCAUGUUGACUUCCCAGGCUCUGUCCCUCGAACCUUCGUCGGCGCUGUCGUGCUCGCUGGUCUCGCCUCCCCAUUCCGCAGCCUCUUUUCGUCCCCAGACCAGGUCCAGCUCUUCGUCCGCGCCAUCCUAGGACUGGCCAACGCGGCAGCGCUCUGGCACAUGCGGUAUGCGGUCGAGACGGCGUACGGGAAGGCGGCCGGACGAUGGUUCAUCCUGCUUUCGGCGAGCCAGUUUCAUGUGAUGUACUAUGCUUCGCGGACACUUCCGAACAUGUUCGCCUUCAUCUUGACGACGGUCGCGCAGCGGAACCUGAUCAUGGUCAAGUCGAUGGCUUCGAAGUCGCGGGUCAGCGUGAAGCGAAGACGGGUAGCGCUGUACCUGCUCACCAUCGCUGGUGUUGUAUUUCGGUCUGAGAUCGCUAUACUGCUCGCUGCGGAAACGGCUUACAUGCUUGUCCAACGGAGGGCUUCUCUGACCAACGAGGUUAUACCAGCCGGCUUACUGGGUGUCUCCAUCGGCUUACUCGCGACAAUCAGCAUCGACUCGGUCUUCUGGCAAUCCUUUCCAACCUGGCCAGAGUUCGUCGGCUUCUACUACAACACGAUCCUUGGCAAGUCGUCAGAAUGGGGCACCAGCCCCUUCCACUACUACUUCACCAAUGCGCUCCCUCGCCUGCUGCUGAAUCCAAUGGUCAUUACCGUAUGCCUUCCGCUAGCGUUGUCGUCGAAAACGAUUGGACGAACCAGCAGCGAUGUUCUGAUACCACAUCUCGCCUUCAUCGCAGCCUACAGCUUACUGCCCCAUAAAGAAUGGAGGUUCAUCAUCUACAGCAUCCCUGCUUUCACCGCGGUAGCUUCUUCAGCGGCUGGGUGGUUCUGGACUCGAAGGGGCAAGUCGAUGCUUUACUGGACGUUGAACAUGCUUAUGAUACUGUCGACGAUUGCGUCCUUUGUGACCAGCCUAGGACUCCUGUACAUCUCCAGCCUCAACUAUCCAGGCGGCCAAGCGGUGCAUCGCCUGCACCAAAGGACCAUCGCUGAGGCCAACGAGUCCGUACGAGUCUACAUGGGCAACCUAGCAUGCCAAACAGGCGUCACGCGCUUCCAGCAAGUGCGGCCCUCAUGGACCUACGACAAGACAGAAAAUAACACGAAACUGCACGAUCCAAUGUUCUGGCAGCAGUUCGACUACGUCCUCUCAGAGGUGCCGGAGCGGGUCAUCGGAACAUGGACGCCCGUCGAGAUUGUGUCUGGCUACGCUGGUGUUACGAUCAAACCUGAGGAAGAUGAUGAUGAACUUCCCAUGCCGAGCGGUGCGUUGCAGAUACUACGAGGGCCGAAGAAGCUUUACGUGUCGAUCGCGAGUUUUGUGAGAAGCAGGGUGACGAAGGGUUACUGGCCGGUACCGAAGAUGGAUCCGAAGAUUUAUAUCCUGCAGAAGCAGCCGACGGCGAUGCUGUCUCAGACGUAG
Molecule: messenger RNA, 1728 nt
Organism: Saxophila tyrrhenica
Lineage: Eukaryota; Fungi; Ascomycota; Dothideomycetes; Mycosphaerellales; Extremaceae
Gene: ECM39
Product: alpha-1,6- mannosyltransferase
Exons: 2
Coding region: 1-1728 (575 amino acids)
Biological process (GO): protein N-linked glycosylation
Cellular component (GO): endoplasmic reticulum membrane
Molecular function (GO): alpha-1,6-mannosyltransferase activity
Source: RefSeq, a predicted model, not a curated record